Diorhabda carinulata is the source of this 12601-nucleotide messenger RNA. It is a transcript of the gene nito, whose product is annotated as RNA-binding protein spenito. Gene Ontology annotation, cellular component: nucleus. Gene Ontology annotation, biological process: regulation of alternative mRNA splicing, via spliceosome. Gene Ontology annotation, molecular function: mRNA binding. Bases 211 to 2373 code for a protein of 720 amino acids. The record is from RefSeq and is a predicted model, not a curated record. The transcript is spliced from 2 exons. NCBI's taxonomy places the organism in Eukaryota, Metazoa, Arthropoda, Insecta, Coleoptera, Chrysomelidae.
GCCCUCUUUUUGUAAUUUGUUUGACCGGUAACGGAGGUGGCAAUAUGGAAUACGCCAUUUUGUUUUGAAUUGGCGUUGAAGUCUAUAGUUGCAAACAAUUUUCUCCUUUACAGGAAGUUAAAUUAAUCUUUUACACAGUGCUGUGUAGUUUAAAGGAAGGAGUGCCGUGUCAUCGACUGUGUUGUCAGUUAAUUGGUGUGUGCAGUGCGUAUGAUCGCCUCUGGAAGAGACAAAAUAACAGUUAGAAUUCAUAACAUGAAAAGAAGUAGUGAUAGGGACACUCCGCCUCGUAGCAAACGUUCUCGUUCAAGUAUGGGCAGGUAUGAUGAUAGUUCUGACGAAAGAAUCACCCCAGAUAGAAUUCGACGGCGUGGAAGCCGUGGACGUAGCCCUAGCCCUCGAGCACGAUACGUUUCGCCACAUCGCGAUGAUUAUAUGCGCCCACCAGAACGUUCUUACCCAUAUAAAGUCUUAUGUGUUAGUGCUUUGCAUGCUAAGGCGAGCGAUGAGGUUAUAAAGGAUACUCUUUAUAAAGAAUAUAAAAAAUACGGAGAUCUAAGUAUAAGAGUAACUCACGAUAUGGAUGAACGUGUUGCGUAUGUUUGUUUCCGGAAUGCUGAAGAUGCUAGGGAUGCAAAACAUGGAAAACCUCGUAUAAUAAUAUACGAUAAAAUUGCUUUGGUUGAGGCUGUGUAUGAAGUACCUCGUUCGGCUGAUAUAUAUCGCGGUAGACCACGUUCUAUUACCCCGGAAUAUGAUAGACAUUAUUAUUCUAGAUCACCUGAACGUAUGCGCCCUAUCGAUCGUUAUGAUAGAGGUUAUGGGCCACCGCCGGGUGUCCCAAUACAUCGCGAAUAUAGACGUGAAGCAAUGCCUGCUCCCCAUCACGAUUACCUUGCUAGACCUCCCAUACACCACGGUCCUCCCCACAUGGCUCCUAUGCAUGGGUACGGUCCACCUAGGCAGCACAUGCCACGCCCUCCUUUUGAACAAAAGGAAAAUAAAAAGGAUAAAUUUCCUAAUUAUUUACAUCAUAUACAACCUGAAGAAGAUCCUUUGGCUACGCGUACACUUUUUGCCGGUAAUUUAGAGGUGAACAUAACUGAAGAAGAGCUCAGACGAAUCUUCAGUAGGUAUGGGGUUGUUGAGGAUAUUGAUAUAAAAAGACCGCCUCCAGGUACAGGUAAUGCUUUUGCUUUUGUCAGAUUUAAUACUUUGGACAUGGCUCAUAGAGCUAAAGUCGAAUUAUCUGGUCAGUAUAUAGGUAAAUUUCAAUGUAAAAUUGGAUACGGUAAAGCUACACCUACCACAAAAAUAUGGGUAGGUGGUUUAGGUCCAUGGACAUCAGUACCUCAAUUGGAACGGGAAUUUGAUAGAUUUGGUGCAAUAAAAAAAAUUGAUUAUGUAAAAGGUGAUAAUCAGGCACUUAUUUUGUAUGAUAGUAUAGAUGCUGCAACAGCAGCUGUUAAGGAAAUGAGAGGAUUUCCCCUAGGUGGACCUGAAAGAAGACUCAGAACUGAUUUUGCUGAUGUAACUCCUGGCAUAACAUACAGACCAAAACCACCCUAUGCUUCUGCUGAAGACUAUAGAGCCAGAGAAGUCGAAUAUGAUUUUGAUUAUGAUAGGGAUCCUUAUCGUGCUAGGCCUUUUCCAGAAAAGAGAGGAGGUAGUAGGGAUCCUUACAGAUAUCCUGAAGGAAGAGAGGACGAAUGGGGUAGAACACGUGAUCCUGAAUUUGAUAGGCAAAGAUCGACUUCUAGAGGAUUUCCUCGAUCUAGAUCUAGAUCACCGAGGCGGUCGCCUGAUUCGGAUUCAGAUAGUGGUUCACGUAGAGCUGGUUUACUAGCAUCAAGCCGUACUUUACCAGAGGUAGCGAGGAAAUGCACUACAAUAUGGCAAGGUGCAUUAAUAUUGAAAAAUUCUCUUUUCCCAGCCAAGUUCCAUUUAAUGGACGGAGAUACGGAUAUAGUUGAAGGUUUAAUGAAAGAUGAAGAGGGUAAACAUCAAUUGAGAAUAACACAAAGACUGAGACUCGAUCAACCAAAGCUAGAAGAUGUCCAGAAAAGAAUAUCCAGUGCUAGUUCUCACGCAAUAUUUCUAGGACUAGCCGGUUCCACUGCUUCUGUUACUAAUGAUGAUGCUACAGUCCAAACGAGACCUUUAAGGAAUUUGGUUUCUUAUUUGAAACAAAAAGAAGCCGCCGGAGUAAUUUCACUUUUAAACAAAGAAACCGAGGCUACUGGAGUCCUGUAUUCCUUCCCUCCCUGUCCCUUUUCAACUGAGUUAUUAAAACGUAGUUGUCCAAACCUAUCCGAUGAAGCUAUAAAGGAAGAUCAUCUUAUUAUAGUUGUGGUACGUGGUGGUACAGCUUAAUUUUUAUUAUUUUUUUUUUCUUCCUUUUUUGCUUAUACCUUUUAAUUUUAUUGAUAUACAUUAAGACUCAUGUGAAAAAGUAUAGUCAUUAUAUUUAGAAAAUUUUGUUUUGGUUUCCAGAAAAGUUUCUUAUUUUCUCUAAUUGAUAUGGAUGUGUAAGUUCAAAAAUAAUAAGCAAAGAUAUUUAUUCAAUUUAAAUAAUAUUGGGAAAAUUAAUUUUUUAUUUUGUUUCUUUGUUAUUGACGAGUAAAAUAUAAUUCAAAAAUUCAAAUGUAACAUCUCUAUAACCAAGACAACAAAAUAAUUUUCAAUUAAAAAUGUCUUAUUAGUCAAAAUUAGUCUGUUAUUCUAUACUCGUAAAUCAAAUAAUUAUUUUAGAAGUUGUAGGUAAUGAAAGUAAUAAAAAAUAUAGAUAAAUAUUAUUUCAGUUAUCAAUAAAUGAUAUUUUACUUUAUUAGAUUUUAAAUGUUACGUUAACCUUUAAAUUGGUUGCAAUUAAGUGUUAAAAAAUUAUUUUCUUCAUCUUGUUACUUUAGAUUGUUAGGUUUUAUAUGAAUUGAAUCUUAAAUUGAAAUAUAAUUUAAAGGUUACAAAUCUGGAAAACUUUGUGGAUUUUUCUCUCAAUUUCUGAAGUACACUGAUGCUUUAAUUGAAAUUAUCAUUUACAAUUUUGGUUUUUGUGGAAACUAUUUGAUAUUAUAGCAUUCCCUAAUAUUUUUUUGUAUGUAAAUCUGUUUAAUAUUCUGUUUAAAAGAUUUAUCAAAAUAUCAGGUUUUGUAUCAAUUAAUUCUCAGGUUACCUCUUGAAAAUUAAUCCAAAGGUUAUAAAUCUGGAGAAAUUUGUGGAUUUUUCUUUCAAUCUACGAAAUUCUGAAGUACAGUGAUGCUUUAAUUGAAAUUUAUUUUUGUAUGUUUAUUUCUAUAAAAAAAAUCAUUUUUGAAUAUAAUUUUUAAUCUAUAAGCAUACUUAUUGAAUUAUCGUCGUUAUUUUAUUAUAAAAUAUGUUUAUUUAUUUAUAUGUACUAUGUAAAUGAGUAUAGUACAAAAAUUUUUUAAUUAUAAUUUAUAUACAGCUUUUCUGAAAACCACCAAUAGGUUAUAGGAUCAUUUCGUAUGAAAUCAACAUAUUGAAAUAAAAAAAAUUCUUGAUCCCCUCAGAAUUUGAUGAAGUUUGGUAUGAACGUUGCCCUUUUAAUCAGUUAUUUUUUAAGAGGUAUAGGAUUUGAUAUUGAAAAAAAAAAAUUGAAAAAAUUGAUGAAAUAUUCAUUGUAAUCGAUAGAACGAUCAGAAUAAUUUAAUGUUUGAAGAUGAUUUCAUGCAUAUGUUGGCCGCGGAUUCGCUUUAGAUAGCCCAUGCACAAGGUCCAAUUUUGGCACAUUCUCUCCAACAUAUCUGCCAGUAUUUCACGCAUUAUUGCUUCAAUAUUGGUUUCCAGUGCGUCAAUCGUUGCUGGUUUAUUCCUGUCGGCUCUCAAUUUGGCGUGCCGAGUGGCAUGUGGUACCUACCGUCUUCUUGAAACCACGUGUCAGGCAUGUCCAAUUCUUAUAUUUUGGGCCCAAAAUCCACACCAAACAGUGACUUUAUGGGAUGCUUUGGUAGCUCUUGCAAUGCUUCUGGCUGGUCUUCACUCAAGGUGCGGCAAUUUUUCUUGUUGACGUAUCCAUUCAACCAGAAACGAGCUUCGUCGCUGAACACAAUUUUUUGGUUGGAUCUCCCUCCAACUUUGCCAGCGCCUAUUCACCAAAUGUUACACGUUGUGGGAUAUAGUGUGACUUCAAUUUUCGCACCAGCCGUUUUACACCCAAAUCCUUUGGCAAAAUUUUCAGAUGAUUCAGCAACGAGGCCAAAAUGGCGAAACUGUCUUUCUCGCUUAUCUAGGCACGCGCUGUCCUUGAAAUGACUCCGUGGACUCCGUGAACAUCUACAGAGAAAUCGAAUGAAGUCUGAAAGCUGUACAGAAACAUGAUUCUUCUUUCUGUGACCCAUUGCGAUCGCGGGCCGUAUCUUUGACAUGACUGCUGUAACGGGUUGUGAUUACAACUUUCAUACUAAAUUUCGUUAAAUUUUGAGAGGUUUAGGUUUGUAUCCCGUUUACGAUUUGAUAUGGAACGAUCCUAUAUUCGUUUAUCUAGAAUUAUAUUAUUUGCUUCGGUACUAGUAAUUUAGAUAUUUUUACUAUACUUUUUGGAUUUAAACGAUAAUAGGUAUAGGGGAACUUAUCUAUUCACAUUAUAAUUCAGCGGUUUUCAGGGAAAGAGAGUCUCUAAUUAGUGCAGGCAUGUAAAAAGUAUAAUUAACAAAGGGUUUAUUUCAGGAAAUUGGUGAUCAACGGUAAAUAAACAAAACGUGUUAUAUACUAAAACGUUAUUUAUGCAGUGACAAAGGAAACUUAAAGUUAGUGCAGUUCUUUCUCAUAAGUUUCUGAUUAUUUUUUUCUUUUGAUGACUGCAUAGCUUCAAUGUGAAAGAACUGUAUACAUUUCGAGAUUGUGUUUAAAAGUAGUGAUGUGUAGUUUGUAUUAUUUUAUUGUAUAUUGUUAACUAAACAAAAAAAAAAAUACCAUUUGUGACGAUUGUGUUCAGUUACGUGUUUCGAUUUUUUUUUUUUUCACAAUGGUACAUGCCCAUGUUUACCCGAUGUAAAAAAUGUACUCUAUACACUGUGUUGUGAAAUAGAUAGUUCUUACAAUAAAACGUGUUUUUGAUUGGUGUGUUCUGGGGGUGAAAUAAUAUUCAGUGAAAAUAUUCACUAACGAAGCAUUAAGUGAUAUUUGGUCAAUUAACAAUAACGAUCUAAUGUUGUGUGAAGGAAAGUGAUUAUUGUGAAAUAGUUCAGGAGAUGAUAAGGUCUGUAAUUUUUUAUUUUUCAUCCGUUUUAAAUUAGUAAUUUUCCAAAAAAAAAAAAAAAAAAAGUGACGCUUCCAAUAUAUAAAGCUGAAUUACUGAUAUUCGAAAUUAAUUUCACACAGUGGAUCUUUAAUUUUAAACGUCAUAUAGAGUGAGUUUUAUGUAUGGAACGCCUCAAUUAUCUCGGAAACGGCUUGUACGAUUUUUAUAAUUUUGAAUUGUUGUCAGAUCUUUCCUUUUUCCAGAAAAAUAAUGAAUUUUGUUAUUUCAAAUAGAUCACCCUGUAGAUUUUCCGCUUUUCGAAAUCCUUGCCAUAAUUUCGGAGUUAGUUAGCUACAUUUACAAUAUCUCCACCAAAGUGACAAUAAAUAUUGUACAUUUAGAUGGCCAAGAUUGAAUAAUUUGAAUAUUCUUCACUAAUUUAUGUGCUAAUAUAAAUCUCGUAACAAGGUUAAGUGUCAAAGUUAGUAAAAAGUUUAACUAAACCGGUGCCGGAAAAUAUUUAUCCAAAUCUUGUCGCGGAAAACUAGCAAUAACUGAAGACAAAUCUUUGAAUGUUUGUGUCGUGUUAGGAGUAGAAAAAUUACGAAUUUUAGAAAACAUAUAGUGAAGGCGAUUACAGCAGAUGCUCAAAAUUUUGUCCAUUUACUUCAAUACAACAAGCCAAGCGAUUUUUCAAACUUUGCAAUACAUUUUGCAACAUCCUUGACUCUUAUCUAUGUGAUUAUCUUUUACUUCCUUAAUAUUGGCAGUUUUUGUUUUAUAAACGAUGUUUUUAGAGUGACCCCGCAGAAAAUAGUCUAAUCUAAUCUAAAGGAUUCAUAUCAGGUGAUCACGGGGACUAUUCGAUAAAAAGUGGGGCACCUAACCUAACCAAAUAUUGUUAUUGUCUAAAAAUUUCUAAUAAUGAAGUUUUUUUUUUAACUGUAGUUUAAAAUACUUAAUUGGAUUUGUAAAUAUCCGAGCCAACUCAGAUGUAAUACUAUUUUCCAAUAAUGACCAAUUAUUUUGUCGCCUAUUAUUCCAGUCCAUACAUUCAGUUUUUCGGGAUAUUGGGUGUGGGAUUUACGCAUCCAACGAGGAUUGUUACGUGACCAGUAUCUACAGUUAUGCCGAUUUACGUUUCUAAUAAUACAAAAAGCCUCAUCGCAAAACAUAAUAUCACUUGAAUAAUUUGGAUCGUUUCGAUUUUGAUUUUCCCAUCAUUAGGUCUGUAAAUUAUUCACGUCUAUCGAAAUCGUCAUCUGGCUACUCUUGAACCAACCUAUUCCGGAUAUUCUCGAGUGUGGAUCGUCUUCUAAAAAGACACAAACAUCUUGUUUUUAGUUGAUGGAGUUUUUUUUCCGCCCCCGCGAUUUUGAUAAAUCUUUUACUGAACCAGUUUCGUUAAACUUUCAUACUAAUUUACUAACAAUAGAUUUUCUUAUGGAAUUUCGGUUAGGAUAUAAAUUAUUAAAGAUAUUACGCGUUUCUUGUUGGCUCAUUCUGUAUACUAAAAUGGACUUGAAAUUUAUAAAUUUGGUUUUUUCAUUCAAUGCACAUAAAGUGGAAACGGUGGAAGUCUUUAAUCACGUGAUUAAUACGUCAGCACAAUAUUCAUGUGAAACAAAAUCAAAAUUUAUGGCCACUCGGUAGAAAUAAUCGAUAUGCCUAAUAUUCCAAGGGGUUGAUCUUUUAUGAAUUUGUAAUUAAAAACUUUUUUAAUCGUUUGGUUAGCAUCGACCUUUUUAGCAAAACUAAUUCAAUAAAAAAAUCGAUAUACUGGGUGUAUAAGUUACAAAAUCCAAAAUUAGUAUUACUGGAAAGCUGAUUUUUUGCAGGAUGACAUAAUAAUGAAUCUAUUAACUGUAUGUCUUCUCACUGAAUACAAUAUUUUCACCAACACUCACGAUUAUACUGUCUGAAGCGCGUUUCGAUAUCCAGUCUCUGAAGACGAUAACUUGAUUAUCGAAACGCGCAUCAGACAGUAUAAUCGUGAGUGUUGGUGGAAAUAUUGUAUUCAGUUUGAAUACCACCAAAGUUUCCAGAAAUUCCAAUUUAGGGCCUUUUCAUACUAGGGGAUUGCGAGCGUCUUCAAAGCGGAGCACACGCCUAGCGAAUUCGUUGCGGACGCUGCGAAUGUCAACGUGGACGCCAUUUUGUACCGUGUACUUAUUUAAUUUGUUGUGCGCUUAAAACGAAAACGUCGCAUUCCUGUCCCAGCCGAUCACUUCUCCACCAUCAUAAUACACCCACUCAAUUCCUAUUCCUAUAUCUCAGAUAUACACACGCGCUGUACCUUCUGAUACAAAUAAUAGAGACAGUUAGAUUUUACCGUAUGUAAAUUAAUUUUCACUUUGACAGACCACCACAAAUUGUUUAAAUUUUUUUUAACACUACACGAUUUUGGGGUGAUUUUUCCUUUCUGUCACAUUGACACCCCAAUGACUUGUACACGGGGUGUCCUCCCCGUACCGCCAUGUGCGUUUCUGACUUUAUGAACUGAUUUAUUUUGGAACGUUUUUUUUUUCUGGGGGGAUAGGCUUUAGGUCUUAAUAGAAGAUUCCUAAGCAGCAUGAAAAUCAACGUUUCCAUAACAGACGUCAGAAAUACAAUUUAAAUACGUAUAUAUACAUCGAAUCAACACAGACGAAAUUUUGAAAAGUUCUAGCUAAAACUCAAAGCCCUUAAUAUCUAAGUAGUACCAGGAACUUUCCAUUGAUUAAACAUUGUAAUAUUUCCAUAUUUCGGCAUUCUAGAUAUAAAAUUCAAAUUAGUUCCUAAAAGAACUGAUUUUAACAAUAAAUGUACGUUUAAUACAAAAAUUCGCCAGAAAUCUCACACAGUAAACAAAUCUUACAUAACCUCAAAAUGCGGUAACGUCAAAUUCCACUGUCAGCACGUGUCAGUUAUUCACGUUACGUCAAUUGUAUCGUUGUCUCUUUUUACGAUUAUUGCUGUCAAUUUAAAUAAACUAUAACGUAUAUCUUGUAGUUAGUCUUUUAAAGAAGACCAUCGAUCUCGUGUUGUUAAAUUUGAUUUUUAUAGAUAGCAGAAGUCACGUGAUGGAAGAUUUCCAUAGUUUCUACUAUACACACAUAAAUUAAAAUAUUUUAAUGAGCUCAAUAUAUUCGAUUUAACAUAAUUUGUUCAGGUAAAAUGUGGAUUCUUACAUGGAGAGAAAUUAGCAGCCACAGGAUCUGGUUAUUAAAACAGCGCCCUCGUAUAGUUUUUGCCGGGAGGCGGAAGUUAUUAUCUUAUUUUGAAUCAAAAUAGACCUAUUCUUGUUGCAAUAUCGGUAGACCCAGUUUUCGAAGCUGGUCUGCUAAUACCACUUCUUUAAGAAAGCUCAGAAUGUGGGAUGGCUGUAGCUGCUAGAGAUCUUCGUCCUCUAUUUCAUACGCUCCGGGAUGUAUCUCACACUUUGAGAGAAUGUGGAUAGAGGUUUCAUCAUCUGUGCAACAAAAUCUGGAUGCCGCAUUAUCUGCUAAGUCUUCAGGUGUUUGUUGAGGCGACAGUGCCCCGAUAGGAUUCCUGUUAGUAUUCGUAGAUUGUAGGUUGGUACAUUCAGCAGAUCUCUCUGGUUAUAGUUUCCCAGAAGGGUCUUUGCCUGUCUUUACCUUCUCUUCAAAUGCUUUUUCUAUUGUUCUCCAGCUGGUACUACAGAAGAAUUCAGGUCCCGCGAACGGAUGGACUGUCACCUCUUUAUCGAGCUUAUAUCAGCUAAUUCAUUUUUCUUGUUUAGCUGGUUUAGUUUUUCUAUGCAAUCGCAAAUUGGCUAUCGGUCAAGAUGAUGAUCUGUUUGCGUUAACUCCUCUCUUGUUUGAACUUUUCCCCCCUUUUUUGAGAUGCAGCAGGUUUGGUCAUUAUUUAGAGACGGUUUCUCUUUAGUGAUUCCGUCUCCGAACAUUCUAAGUGAUGUUUUUUUCUGCCAUGAUAUCCAGUAUUAUGGGGAGAGGUGGGAUAUUUAGAAUCACUUUAAGUGCAGCUGUUUUAUAUUUUUGGAUUAAAGCGGUUGCUCACCUUAAGAGGUGUGGAUGAUUAAGAACUAGGUUUGAAAGAAAGCUAUCAAAGAAGAGAUGUUUAUGAGCUAAAAUUUGAACUACCUCGGGAAUUUUACGUAUUUUUUAACAUCACGUAACAAAAAUUUUAAAUUACAAUCGGGAUAUACAUUUUCCACCAAGUAAGAUACAGGGUUUGUCCGGAAAGUAAUAGGACUGAGUCGAUUUAAAAAAAUUUAUUGAGUCAAUCGUUACAAUUCUUUAAAAACUUUCAAAAUAGGCUCCUUAUGCGUCGAUGCAGCGCUGACAGCGCGAUUUCCAAGCAUUGAAGGCGUCACGGAAGGCAUUCUCCGGAAUAGCCUUGAGAGCUGCGGUGCAUGCUGCUUGGAUCCCUCUGUCGUCUCGAAAUGCUUGCCUUUCAUCGGCCUUUUCAGGCGAGGAAACAAAAAAAAGUCCGGGGGACCACAUCUGGGCUGUAAGGCGGCUGCGGAAGCGUUGGAAUGCCGGCCUUAGUCAGGUCGUCAGUAAGCACUUUUGGGACCAUCUUCGCGCACACCUUGCGCAUGUUCAAAUGCUCCGUCACAAUGUCAUGAACCACAGAUUUUAGUAAAUUUAACAUCUGGGAAAUAAAACGAAUACUUAGUCGACGGUCUGUGUUCAAAACUUUGCGCACACGAGUCACAUUGUCGGUGUUUGUCGAAGUCGAAGGUCUUCCAGCACGGUCUUCAUCGGCGACCUCUUCCCGGCCCCCAAAAAGGCCUGGUGCCACCGAAACACACCACUUCUUGCUAAAGCAACAUCUGGGUAAGCCUGCUUGAUCAUAUCAAACGUCUCUGUCGCAGAUUUACCGAGUUUCACACAGAAUUUAAUCGCGUACCUCUGCUCUAACGGACGCUGCAUUUUCGGCUUGCACAACUCACAGAAACACGUCGCGCGAAAUUGCCUGUCCUGACUCUUCAGGUGCUCGUUUGUUAGCUAGGAAUGCCUUCUACCGAAUCCAGUCGGUGCGCGCACGCUCUGAAGUACAAUCGCGGCGGAAGAAAAUCAAUCCUAUUACUUUCCGGACAAACCCUGUAGGUAUAAGUCAAAUUGCUUAGGAAAUUUUAAAUCAAACACCCAGUAACUACAUUUUAUCUAGUACAUAUCGCUCACUCCUUUCAACAACGUCAUAUCUCAAAAAAACACGAUUUUUCAGGAGAGUGAAUUUAAAGUAGAAUAAAAUGAAUUGAAAAUAAUUUUUCAGACUCCAAUUGAUUUUUUUACUAUGCAUCACCUCUUUUCAGAUAAUGUUGUCUGUUUGAAGAAAAAUUUGUACAAAAUUUUUACAUUUUAAAAAGCUGCUUUUUAUUUAUGACGUUAUUUCCCCAUCUUUUUGAUGAUAUGCUUGGAGUAUGUCAAACUAUGUCGGUAUUGUCAGUGAAAUAUUAAAAUUUGAAAGUUUUACAUUGAAGUAUCUUGAGCUAAGCCAUUCUUGCAAAGAUAAUUCCGAAUAGGCAGUUAUUCCUUAUAUUUUAAAUAAUUACUUUUAUUUCAUCUUCCAAUGGAAUGCUGUUUAAAAGAAAAGAAUGAAUUUGGGAAAGGCAACAGAAUUUCUGUUAAUUAAAACACAAAUAAGAGAUAUAUUGUUUUAUUUGGUCAUACAAAUUAUCACAGAAUAUAAUUAUGGUAGCAAAAAAAACUAAAAUUAAACAGAAUAAAAAAAUAUUAUGUACGUACAAAAGAUAAUCAUUCAAAAGUUAUAAUAGAUAAAACUAUUUGAAUAUAACAUUUAGAAAUAAUUUAAACAUUUGGUAUGAAUUUUUUUUCAAACAGUCGCAUCAGGUCAUUCCUUUUUUUUUGUCUGAUAUUUUGGGUUUUUGAGUUUAUUAUCUUUGCUUUUUCUAAUGAUUAAAGCUUCCAUGAAGUCAGGUUCUGCAUAAGAAUGUUUAUAAAAAACAGAAUUUGGCGAAUCUUGUUAAACUCUCGUUACUUUAAUCUACUCUAAUCUAAGAAUUUGACUGGUUGAUCUUGAUUAUUUUUUACUAAACGAAGAGGACCUAUAUUAGUGGCUAAACAUUUCAAGUCGAAGAAGUCUUCAUACAAAAGUUCAUGAACAUGAAAUGAAUGUUGUGAAAUCUCAUAUUAUAGUCUAAGUACCUUAAAAUUUUCUUACUUCCACUUUCUGAUAAGUUUUCAUUUUGAUCGAUGUUUAAAGCUAACGCUAACAUUUUUUACCCUCGAGACGUCAUCAUAAUGAUCAAACUGAAAAUGAGAAACGUUUAUUACUAAUUGAAGACAAUCCCACAAAACCAAUUGAUCAAAAACCAUUUUGUAUGAGGGAAAAAGCAUUAUUGGCAAUAGCGUCAUAAGUCAAAAUAAAACAGAAUAAUAAGCUUUUCAUUUCCCAUACAAUACUGUCCUAAAUCCAAUUAGUACAUUUUUAUACAAAAAUUACAAUAGAAAUUGUACUUACCUUUUGUCCAAUACUGUGUUUUGAAGAAAUAAUCCAUUUUUGCACUAAAAGGCACUGACAUUUCUUCCUUAGCCACUCAAGACCAACUGGCUUGUGACGCUCUUGAAAUAACCAAUGAUGGAAUAUUUUAUAAUGCAGAAACCGCACUACUGGUCUCUAGAGGUCAAGUAUUGAGUUAAGAAUAUAACGAUCUUGCAAAGACAUACUACUCUUCCAGUACAAUCAGAAAAUAGUCAUAACUCGAAAUUGCCGAUUUUUGAGAUGAAUUAAGUAAAUGAGGUUAUGUAUACUGAACAACACUAACGAUUACACUGUUUAGAUCAGAUUGAAACCAAUAUGCUAUCUCGGAAAUAGAAAUUUGAUUUAUUUUAUAGGUUAAUGACGUUUGGAUCUUCGAAACUUGCUACAUUCAAUUUCUCAUUAAUUACAAUUUAAUUGGGAAAGUGAAUUAUGAUACAAGUUACUUUUCAAAUAGAAGAAAGGCAUCUUAUUCCUAGGGGGGAAACCCACUUUAAGGUCUUGUAAACACCACAGGAUGAUAAGAAUAAAUGAUGCACAGUAUUGUCGCUUAGCUCAGAUUAAUAUUCGACAUGACCUACGAUUUUUUGAAGUAAACUUCAUUAUUGCCUUAAUUACAAUGGCAGGUCGCGAAGUCUGUGAGUUUAGUCGCGACAUGGACAAGUUUCUACGUUGUGUCUGUGCAUCAAACACCCCAGAAAAAAAAACAGCGACAGAGAACACCUUGGAGUGCAUUGACGCCAAAAAAGAGCAAGGAGACUUCUCCAAUAAAGUUUUAUUAUUAAAAUGAUAAAACAAUCAAUGUGGAAUAUAAUGCCAAGCUAUUGGGUUGGAUUAAUGAGGUUCUCGUGAAGAAAUUCUUCUGUGGUAAUUCGUAUUUUUACAUUUAUUUUCAUAUGAGAUUUUUUUAAAUAAAAAUUCACGUACUAGCAA